Pieris macdunnoughi is the source of this 1152-nucleotide messenger RNA. NCBI's taxonomy places the organism in Eukaryota, Metazoa, Arthropoda, Insecta, Lepidoptera, Pieridae. The record is from the annotation of a GenBank genome assembly.
AUGAAGCGCAUUCCCCAGGCCGGUCAGGAGGAGAAGCAGCCGUCCCGCCCGCAGCGCCCACGCUCCCGUUCAGGUCGAGCGAGGCCCUCUGCGGGUGCCGAGGCCGCCGCCAACCCCGGACCGUCAAGUACUGAGCGAAUAACAACGCCCAGCUCGACUACAGCGAAGCACCAGGCUGCGCCAAGCUGUUCCGGCUUUGCGGAGCCAGCUUUGCCUCAGCCGAGUCGCAGCCGUUCUACGGAGAGGCGAAGCCUCACUCCAUCUUAUAAGACCAAGGAAUCAUCUUCAUCCAGUGAAAUUACAUUCCAGGCCGUCGGGUCAUUAGCGACACAUCGCGCCACCGAUGACACCAUCCACCCGCCCGCCGCACUCCCCGCGUCGGAGACAUCGCGGCGCGGCACCGAGUUGCAAGCCGUGCGUGUGACGUCAGCGGGCCACGCCUCCAACGACGCCACUCGCCCGUUCGCCCCGUCCACCGCGUCGGAUACAUCGCAGCCAACCAUUUCCGCGCGCGACCCGUCCGUCGCACUUCACCGCGCACCUACUGACGCGCUAUUAAGUGCAAGUUCGACGCGUAAUAGUGAAAGUGAUAUCGAAAAUAUGAGUGCCGCUAACAUAGGCCCGACGCCUAAUUACCUCGAGUGCAGUAGUGUGGACGAAUUGUUAAUCAUGCUCGAUCGGGAUCCGGGUCCUGGCGCCGCAUCCUCGCCGCGGACGGCAUACGAAUCGGAUCUGAUAUUUUUAGCUCAGUCCUUUGCAUGCUCGUUCGCGUCGCGGGGAAUGCUGCGCGCUAUGGCCCGUUAUGCCAAGACGCGAGAAGAGGCGCUGCGUAAUAGCGGCGCUUUACAAUCACCUCUGACAGACGCUGAACAACGGGAGUUGGCGCAGGUCCGCAACGAGUGUCGCCUGCCGGCGCGCACCCCAGCCACCCCCGUGCGCCGCCCUUUUUCAGCCGUGGACCCCGGCUCGGAAGGCAGCUCUGGAUUUCCAAACGGAUUGAAAUCCAUGCGUCAAGGCCAAAUGGACGUCAUCCGCGGCCGUCCGUCAAUGUCAGAAACGUGCGCCACGCCAUAUGGAAGCAGUCCAAAUUGUCCGCGAAUGGGCGAAACGGCGUCCAUUUUGUUGAGGUUAUUGUUUCAGUUUAUGUUUUGA